Closterium sp. NIES-65 is the source of this 3558-nucleotide messenger RNA. The record is from the annotation of a GenBank genome assembly. NCBI's taxonomy places the organism in Eukaryota, Viridiplantae, Streptophyta, Zygnematophyceae, Desmidiales, Closteriaceae.
AUGGCCCCGGCAGAGGUCGCAGCAGCCGUGGGGGAGCUCUCCGCGCUCUCCCUCUCCCGCCAGAGCAACCUCCUCACCUCCCGCAUCUCCGCCUGCCGCCGAGCCCUCGUACACUCUCGAUCCGCGCCUGCUGGUAGAGAUUUUGGUGUGAGAACCGGUGGUGGGGAAUCGGGAGCGGCGAUGAGAGGUGCGGGCGGAACGGGUGUUGUUGUUUAUGGCGGCGGCAGUGGCGGGGGUGGUGGUGGUGCUGCUGCUGCUGGGGGGGUUAGUGACUCUGCGGUUGCGAAUCUGCUUGCUCGGAAGCAAGGGUUUCAAGGCACCCGUCUGGCCGAACGCCUGCUUGCCACGCCGUGGGAUGACAACAGCAGCAUGGGGGGGUUAACUGACAGUGCUUCUGGUGCGGCUGGUGCUGCUUUCCCCAGAUCUGUGACUAUGGGGGCGGGCGUUGUGAGACACGCGGAGGGGAUGAGGGAAGGAGGGGAGGAGGAGGUGCCGAGAAGAGUGGGAAUGUUUCCUCGUGCUACCACUUUCGGUGCUGCUGUAGGUGGUGGUGGAGGCGGAGGAGGAGGAGGAGGAGGAGGCGGAGGGAGCAGGGGGGGACUGGGGUGGAAACGGACGAUGACUUCUCACGCGUCCUCUCUAAAGCAAAAGCCGCCGUUGCCGUUGCCGCCGAGUGACUCAACAACACACGGAGCGUCUCUCUCUGGAAGCGGUUCUAGCGGUUCUAGCGGUUCUAGCCGGAGCAGGGAAGGCGGGCUGAGUUGCACAGCAGGCGAAGCUGCUGGGCACGCAGCAUGUACUGCAGCAUGUACUGCAGCAUGCCCAGCACCGUGUCAAGCAGCAGAAGGAGAGGGUUCGAGCUGUCAGGGGAACGGACACCACGUGGGCCACGUGGGUGGAUUAUAUGGAAACGCGAGCGGAUCCAGCAGUGGCCACGUCAGCAGGAGUCAGCAGCUGCGCACGCUGACGCUCGCGCGAAUCGCGUCGUUCCGGAGUGCCAGCCUGGCGAGAGGCACGCAGGGGGCGGGAGGCGGGGGAGGGGAGGCUGGGGAGAAGGAAGGGGGGACGGAUGCGAACGGGGAUGAACAGUUCGAUUCUCGUGACUGCAGUGGUGGUGCUGCUGGUGAUGCUGUUGCUGCUUGUGACGGCGGUGGUGGUUGUGACGGGGAAGUUAGACGGCGGCCUCCCCCAUUGAAGCUGGAAGAGCUGAUGGGAGUCACAGGGGAGGAAGAGGAGGCGGAGGAGGAGGAGGAGGAGGAAGAGGAGGAGGAGGAGGAUGAGGAUUGGGAGGAGGAAGGAGAAGGGAAAAAUCGCGGCGGUAUCGGCGACCCUUAUACCCAUGGUUCUGCUCCUUCUGGUGCCGCUGGUGCUGAUUCCGCUGGCAUUCGCAGCAUGCGCUUGACCAAGCACGCACCCAGCAAGCAUCUCGCAGGCGAAUUUCUCCCUUCUCCCAACAUGAUUCCCAGCUCCAUCUCCUCCUCCUCCGCACAAUCCGCUGCUUCAUUGCCUCAUAUGCAUGGGGGCGAGAGCAAUGCCAACGAAAUGUGGGGGGGGGAGGGGGGAAUGGCAGGCGAAGAACCAGCAGGAGGGAGGACUCUAGAUGCCAACGCCACUCUUGCUGCCGCAGCGGCUGCCGCUGUCGCUGCUGUCGACUCCACUGCUGACACAGGCAGGGAAGAAGAAGGGGGAGACUUCCAGGCUGCUGCUGCUGCUGCUGCUGUCCCCCGUCGCGCUGCUCUCCUGCGUGCCUCCACCUUCUGGCAUCGCAGCAGCAACUCCUCGUCUCCCUCUCGCACCCGCCCCGGGAAGCACAACCGUUCUUCCUCUCACUCGCUCUCACACUCGCCCUCGCGUGCCCGCAUUGCGCACAGCAGCAGCAGCACCAGCAGCCACAAAAGUGGUUCUAACCAGAACCAGCACGCGUCGAAGCCGUCUCACGCUUCCCCUGCUGCUGCUGCCCUGGCAAGGCUUGCAGGUCUUGCCGUCCCUCCCGCCUCGUCCUCCCCCUCUUCAUCCUCCGCCUCCUCGUCUGUAACUCGUACCCGGGGUAAGCGAGCAGUGCUGGCAGUGGCAGGACACAGGAUUGCAGGGAAGCUGGGAGUGAGAGGCUUGGGCGGGGCAGGAAGCAGCAGGGGGAGCGGGUCUGUGGGGUCGAAUGGAACUGUGAUUCCCGGUGUAGGUUGUGCCAAUCUGCCGCUGGUGCCUCGGGCGUUUGCUUAUGCAGAGCUAGCGCUUGCCACUGAUGGGUUUGCGAAGCGGAAUAUGAUUGGGUGUGGGGGGUUCGCACGCGUGUACAAGGGGAGGUUGCUGGAGGGAAAGAAGGUGGCGAUUAAGGUUAUGCGGAAGAGUAAGAGUGGUGAGGCGGAGUUUAAAGGGGAGAUGAGUGCGUUGACUCAUGUGAAUCACCCUAAGAUUGUCCAGCUGCUUGGGUUUUGCAUAGAAAGGAACAUGAGAAUGUUGAUCUAUCCGUUGCUGAGUAGAGGGAGUUUGGAAGGGUAUUUGAAGGCGAUACGGGAGGGGGGGAUGGUGGGAGAGGGGGGAGAUGGGGAGGAAGAAGAGGAGGAAGUGGAGGAGGAGGAAGAGGAAGGGGGGGAGGAAGGAGAGGAGGAGAGAGUGCCUGAUGGGGCGGGAGCAGAGGAGGAGGGAGAAGGGAUGGGGAAGAAGCUAAUUGGAAAGGAAGAGGCGGUUGGGGUGCAAGAGAGUUUGGGUAGUCUGAGGGAGGCGAAAUUAGGAGAAGCAGCAGGGCAGGGGAAGCGCAGCAAGGCAGGGGGUGGCGGGAAGGGAGUGCGGUCAGAGGGCGAGAAACGCAAGGCGAAGAAGACAAAGAGCAAAGGAGGAGCAGGAGGAGGAGGAGGAGGGGGAGGGGCAGCGAGUGGGUUAUCUUGGGCGAGGAGAGUGCAGAUCGCAGCAGGGUUGUGUGAGGCGGUGCACUAUCUUCACCAUGGCAUGGGACGCACUCUGUUGCACCGAGACCUUAAAGCCGCCAACGUGCUUCUUGACAGCAACUGGCAGCCCAUGGUGAGUGAGUUUCUUCUUGUGUCCACGCGAGAACCGGGUAGCAGCAGCAGGGUUCUCGCGGAUUUCGGGCUGGCUUUAUUCCUGGAGGAGGGCGGCGAGCAGGGGGAGGUGCAGGAGCUUGCGGAUUUUGGACUUGCGCUGUUUCUGGAGGAGGGCGGCGAGCAGGGGGAGGUGCAGGAGGUGCAGGGCACGCUAGGGUACAUGGCACCCGAGUACUUCAUGUUCGGCGACAUGGGGCCCACCUCUGACGCCUACAGCCUCGGGAUUGUCCUCCUCGAGAUCAUCACCGGGCGGCGCGCCAUUGAGAUGGACCCUCCCCCGGAUGAGGACAACAAUCUCGUCGUCUGGGCGCUGCCGAAGCUGAAGAGCAUGCAGGUGGAGGCGAUAGUGGACCCGUGCCUGAGGGGCCGCUACGACCGCGCAUCACUGUGGCGCACUGCUGCCGCUGCCAUCAUGUGUCUGCGCGAGGACCCAGCCUUCCGCCCCCCACUCGACCUCCUCGCCCGCUUCAUCCGCGACGACUCCUUUGAUAACCCCCAG